AUGAAGCUACAGAUCCAAGCGGACGAGAAUGGUACGAUCCUGGACUCCAAAUUGGCUGUUCUCUGGUCUGUAGCCACUGAGUGGCUCAAGGGGAACCACGUGGAAGGGUGUGCGAUGAUCAAGAACACGGGCAUCACGUCGCGUGUGAAGAUGCCGGUUUGA
Messenger RNA from Phytophthora nicotianae INRA-310, 162 nucleotides. RefSeq lists its product as hypothetical. The record is from RefSeq and is a predicted model, not a curated record. The coding region runs from base 1 to 162 and encodes 53 amino acids. NCBI's taxonomy places the organism in Eukaryota, Oomycota, Peronosporomycetes, Peronosporales, Peronosporaceae. The transcript has a single exon.